Molecule: messenger RNA, 926 nt
Organism: Procambarus clarkii (red swamp crayfish)
Lineage: Eukaryota; Metazoa; Arthropoda; Malacostraca; Decapoda; Cambaridae
Source: RefSeq, a predicted model, not a curated record
AUGGUACGUGCAGCUCUGUCACCACUGACAGUACGUGCAGCUUCUCUGUCCCCACGGAUGGAGAACAAGGACUGCUUCCAUGGGGAGUACUGCCGGGAGCAGCAGGCGUGCACGUGUCAGCGGGACUUUGUACGUGAGCCAGGCGGGGCGUGCUUGGCCCUGAGGCGUGUUGGCGAGCCGUGCAGAGUCGACCAGCAGUGUUCCAGGCUCGACCCCCGUCUGCUCUGUCACCACGGACGGUGUAACUGUCCACAAGGCGCCAAGCGGAGUGAUGGCGCCUGCCUCCACCAACCCGACGCCUCGCCGCCGCCCACCAGAGGACCCGCCAGGAUGAGCCCUCCAGCCUACAGUGUCGCCGCCCCUGUGCUCAUCUGCCUGCUCAUCUUCGUCUCCUUCCUCAUCCUCAUCUACACCACGGCUUACCACUUCCGUCUGCAACGUCGUCGCCUGGCGGCUCGAGACAACGCAGACGGGGAGAAUGCCGCCCUACCCCCGAGCCACGCCCCAGUCGUCAAUACCACGAGUGACGCCCCUCCUCCCUACAGUUCCCUCACACCGCCGUCCUAUGAGCAAGCCACGCAGCUGGCACCAUCCACGUCUUUUAGAACUGCACCGCCGCCAUUAAUACCCAUAACCCGGACCCAGAGCGACACCGCCAUCAUGGAGAGAGCGCCUCUCACCUCCCCAGAUGGGUCAUCAGCGGUCAGCUACGGGUCAGGUCUCACCUUGACCUCCCCGAUCUCCCGCUCUGCCAGUGACCUUCCCGCACGACAGUGAUAUCAGACACCUCAAACAGCAGACCAAACUCUUUGGACGUGUUGAUCAGAUGAAGCGUGUCCCUGCUGUAUAUACCCACCUCAUAACACCGGCUUCACAUAGUUAACUGAGUGUGAACCCAUACUAUCAGUAUCGUUAUAGAUGGUAAC